AUGUACGAUCGCGGCGAGGAAACACCUUGGAUUCACGACAUGCUGUCCAUAAAAGAGGACAGCCCGAAUCUCAUCAAGAAUAUGCCAUUCGGCGAUUCGGACCAUGCACUGGACGAUCUUGGGGUUUCUCGUGGACUGAUCGCUGAUGUGGUCAAGGAUGAUCUGGUGUUUCUUGCGAAAGACAAGGGAAGCUGGCGGCACAUGCAGGUGCUCGUAAAGGCACAGGAGCACCUGGACGAAACCAUGUCCUGCGAUGUCAACUUCAUAUGCAGCAGGUGCAAGCCUCCGGCGGCUAAGAGCUCGAUCAGCUUUCAAGUCUUGAAGGACGUAGUUGCUGGAGAUCUGGCAGAUGCUGUGGCGAAGCGACUGAAGGAGGAACAUGGCGUGUGCCUCGGUGAUCUUUGA
Messenger RNA from Fulvia fulva, 405 nucleotides. RefSeq lists its product as uncharacterized. The record is from RefSeq and is a predicted model, not a curated record. The coding region runs from base 1 to 405 and encodes 134 amino acids. The transcript has a single exon. NCBI's taxonomy places the organism in Eukaryota, Fungi, Ascomycota, Dothideomycetes, Mycosphaerellales, Mycosphaerellaceae.